AUGCAUCCUGGCCCUGCGCAACGACUCUGGUCGCAGAGCCGCAUGGCAUCGACCUCGAUGCACCACCUGUACCCAUUCCCGACACAUGCGCACCCGACCCCGCACCAGAUAUUCCACCUCCCACCGGGAGCGUCCCAGAAGGAUAUCAAGGCGAGAUACUACGAUCUCGUGCGUGUGCACCACCCCGACUCCCCUAUGUGCCGGAACCUGUCUGCAGAGGUGCGCCACGUGCGCUUCAGGUCUAUCACGGCGGCGUACGACGCCUUACGGGGAAAGGGGAAGCACGGUGCGAAUGCACACGACGCCGUCCGUGCGGAACUGGAGCGACGACGGAGGGCGCAGCGGAGGUCCAGGGAGCGUGCCGAGUUCGCUGGGGCAGCCGCAUUCUCUGAUAGUCCGUGGCAUGCUGAGGCGGAUGACCGCUGGAAGGACUGGCUUAUUAUCACCGCUGCGGUCAUGUCGUUGGCAGCCGGCCUCGGCCCAGCGCUUCUAUGGCCUGCUGCCGGGAUGUCAGACCGUCGACAUCAAGCAGCGUCACAGAACCUGGCAGAAGCGAGGAGAGUGGCAAAGGUUCAUGGCACCGAGCAACGACAGGAAAUCAGACGUCGCGUGGAAGAAAGCAAACGAUCGCAGUCUGGGGAAGACGGAUCGCAGCCGCAGCUGGAUAACUCUUGA
This is a messenger RNA of Sparassis crispa, 675 nucleotides long. RefSeq lists its product as hypothetical. NCBI's taxonomy places the organism in Eukaryota, Fungi, Basidiomycota, Agaricomycetes, Polyporales, Sparassidaceae. The transcript is spliced from 3 exons. The coding region runs from base 1 to 675 and encodes 224 amino acids. The record is from RefSeq and is a predicted model, not a curated record.